Talaromyces stipitatus ATCC 10500 is the source of this 2115-nucleotide messenger RNA. RefSeq lists its product as uncharacterized. Lineage: Eukaryota; Fungi; Ascomycota; Eurotiomycetes; Eurotiales; Trichocomaceae. The record is from RefSeq and is a predicted model, not a curated record. The transcript is spliced from 7 exons. Bases 1 to 2115 code for a protein of 704 amino acids.
AUGCCCAGCCACAACAAACACAACAACCAUAUCGAGUUCCUUUCCAUCACGUUCAACCAGAACAAUUACAGCAACCAUCUCAAGAUCCUUUUCUGCAGGCCCAGCCACAACAGGCAAAAGAAAAAAAGAAAGCCUGCGAUCCUUGCCGUGAUCGUCAUAUAUCAUGUGAUGAAAGCCGUCCAUUAUGUGGCUCCUGCAAAAACGAGGGAAGAGUUUGUCAUUACCGCCCUCUCAAUGAACGCCCUGGUAGUCCCCAGACACCGGUUGAAAAGGAUUAUAGAAGCGCUGGAAGAAAAUAAGGCGAGAACAAACCAUCGAUACGAUGAACUAGAGCAGCGUAUGCGUGAUAUUCAAUCCCUAGUGGCAUAUUUCUUUGAGAACUUCCCGAAGCAAAUCAUUUUGACACAGAAAAUCGAAUGGGAAAGCAGCAGAACACAACAGAUACUUGCCGAAGACAUGGAACUAAACCCAGCAGUCGAUGCAGCGACGACGGAAAAUGAAAGUGACGGAGACUUGUCGAUCCCGCUGGAUCAUUGUACAGCUGCUCAUAAAUUACUAUCAUGGCCCUCUAUUCAACGAUUGCUGGGACAAAAGGACUUCGACAUUGAUUACGUGAUGAGACUUGAGGAGGAUCGCGGGGUUAUCCGAAUCUACGGCCAUGGCGAAGGAAAGGACGAUGGCGGCCCCCACUGGGGUGACGGCCUCCCGAUACCUUCACUUUCUUAUCAAGGGGUAGAAAACAAAGUGGAUGGAAUUGAUAGAUUUGGAGCGCUGGACACGCAUCGUGACACCUUAAGGCGUCUGCAUCGCAGCUUCAUGGAGAAUAUCUACCCACUACACCCAGUUCUGGACAAAGCUGUUCUGGAGCAAAAAAUUGAGAAUUUCAGCAACCAGUACUCAAAGGCAAACCGCCCAAUUGAGCGCUCCAUUGAUAAUGCAGUCAUUCUCCUAGUUCUUGCUUUGGGCGCUAUCUGCGAAUGGAAAGUUCGGAUCCCAGCCUUGACAAAGGUUGAGGAUACCGCAAAAAACAUGCAUGUAAUUCCAGGCUUAGCUUAUUACGCACACGCGACAGAUUUUCUGGGCAAUAUGCAGGGUGGGAGCGGCAUUUCAAACGUGCAAGCCGCCCUUCUUGCAGGGCUAUAUACGGGCCAAUUGGCACAUCCAUUCCAGAGUCACGGCUGGAUAUCCCAGGCAGCCAGAGCAUGUCUGAUCUUGGUACAUCCGAGAAAGUAUACUACCUUACAAGAUGAACGAAUGAAAGACCUUUGCAAUGCCGCUUAUUGGGCCUGUCUGCAACUUGAAAGCGAUAUACUUGCCGAACUAGACCUUCCUCCUAGCGGGAUAUCUCGAUCUGAAGAUCGAAUUGACCUCCCCAAAGGUCUUCAUUAUCCCGAGGAUUCUUGCAUAAUGCUAUUCUAUUCAGCACAGAUCCAUCUGCGCAAAGUCCUGAACCGAGUCCACACCUAUCUCUACAAAACCUCCAAUGGUAAGAAAUUAUCGACAUCCAAUGACGUCCUGGAAAUACUUGGAAAGGGCCUCGAUUCAUGGCGCCAAAAUCUUCCGCGUGAAAUGCAGUGGGAUGAUAAUGAUGAACCUUCGUCAGAUAUCAAUACAGCUCGACUGCGGGCUAAAUACUAUGGAGCGCGAUACAUUAUCUACCGCCCUUUGCUACGUUAUGCGCUAAAUCGAGCAAUUGAUUCAGGACAAACUUUAGUUGGGCUGUCUAGCCCUAAGUCCGAACCCAUCUCUCCCACAUUGCAUCCUGUAGAAAGCACUGACGGGACGAUUUUCUGGGACACUCUCCCACGAACAGUUCAGACUGCCUGCAAAAUCUGCAUCAAUGCAGCCGUAAGAAGCACGCGAGCGUUUCAUAAUAUUCAAGGCAGACCAAUCAUUACUAAUGUUUUUGGUACCGCUCAUGCGCAGUUUGGCAACAUGCUUGUUUUAUCAGUGACAUACGCAUCUCAUCUGCGUCACCUAGUAGAGCGCAGCGAGCUACAAAGCUUGCUUAAACGGACCAUCACAUUUUUAGAAGAUUACAAGCACCUCUCACCAACGCUGUCAGUCGAUGCGGAGAUUCUCGCCAAAAUCUACUCUAAGAUAUUUCAAGAAUAA